CUAAAGUGUGUAUGCAUGCAGGCAAAUAUGCAUGAGUUUUCAUCAGAAAGCUUGGGAUUCGAAUAGCAUUUCUGGGAAAUUUCCUGUUAACAAGAUUGGUAUCCAGUAAUAUUUUUUUUGCCUACAUGGAGGAUGAGGAGGACUGCCCAGAACUUGUUCCCAUAACAGAUAUUACGCAAGAUGAGAAAAAAAUCCCUGUCACUAUAAUUACAGGUUAUUUAGGUGCAGGAAAAACUACGCUGUUGAACUACAUUCUGACAGAACAGCACAACAAAAGAAUUGCUGUCAUAAUCAACGAGUUUGGGGAAGGAAGUGCUGUGGAGAAGUCUUUAGCAAUAAGUCAAGCUGGCGAACUGUACGAAGAAUGGUUGGAAUUAAGGAAUGGCUGUCUGUGUUGCUCAGUAAAAGACAAUGGUCUAAAAGCCAUUGAAAAUCUUAUGCAGAAGAAAGGGAAGUUUGACUAUAUAUUGCUGGAAACAACAGGAUUAGCAGAUCCAGGCGCAGUAGCCUCAAUGUUUUGGGUUGAUGCUGAACUAGGAAGUGACAUAUACUUAGAUGGCAUUGUAUCUGUAGUGGAUGCUAAAUAUGCACUGCAGCACAUUCAAGAGGAAAAACCAGAGGGUCUUAUCAAUGAGGCAGCAAGACAGGUGGCUUUGGCUGAUGUACUAAUCAUAAACAAAACAGAUUUAGUUUCAGAAGAAAAACUGGAUGCCGUGAGAUCAGCUGUGAGCUUUAUCAAUGGAUUUGUCAAAAUUCUGGAGACCCAGAGAUCAAGAGUUGACUUAAUGGAUAUAUUGGACCUACAUGCAUUUGACAGCCUGUCUGGGAGAAGUUUGCAGGAUAAACUGGUGACUAGUACAGGCCAUCCUCAUCUUGAUAAGAGCAUUGUGACAGUGACGUUUGAAGUGCCUGGCAGUAUAUCUGAAGAAAACUUGAAUUUGUUUAUACAGAAUCUGUUGUGGGAGAAGAAUGUAAUAAAUAUGACUGGGAAUGCCAUGGAGGUUAUCAGACUGAAGGGAUUGGUGUCAGUCACGGACAAGCCUCAGCAGGUGAUUUUGCAAGGUGUCCAUGAAUUGUAUGAUCUGGAAGAGACCCAAAUCAGCUGGCAGGACAGCAAUGACAGCAGAGUGAACCGCAUGGUUUUUAUAGGUAGACAUCUGGAUAAGAAGAUACUCGUGCAGCUGUUUCGGUCAGCUAUGAAAUCCUGAUAUUACUGUACAUGUGAACAUGGUGAAAAUUUUUGCAUUCAGCCACAGUUUGCGGCAGUGCAGAUGCUGUGCUUUUUUUUCUGAAUUUGGUCCUAAUGUUAAUUUAAAUAAGAUGUUGAUUGUUAGUACUAUUGAUGACAUUAUUAUAUGUUGAAUAAUGUAAAUACCCCUGUCCAAUAUCAUUCCUUGUAUUUGGCUUUAUUCUAAUCCUGCUGAAUAUUAGAUUGUGGUGUGUGAGACAUAUGCAAAGGGAUUCUUACAUUUAUAUACAGUUUUUUUUAUACGGAUGAAAUCUGACACCUUUUCACACAGGGAAUGAUUUACCCCUGUUGUAAUUAUGACGAUAUUAAAAAGUCCUCAAGGAGUUUUAUGACAAUAUAAAGGCUUCUCUUAAAAAACAACUAGCCAGACUUCUAAUAUCCUUAUAUUUUAUAGUGGGCAAAUCCCAUGAUAUCACUUCAUUCUACCUGUUAGUCGACUUGUGUGUGGUCUCCAUAAUACUCCAUAGCAACAUAACUGUUAUACAAGUAACUUGCAAAUGAGGUGCAGCCAAUAUAUCCUUUACCUACAGUAUCACACUUUUUUUUUUUUAGUAUUUUUUUCUACAGGUCAUGGAACUUUUCGGUGAUUUUAUGGCAAGGCGCACAUUAUUUCUUACACUGUUGUGACAAGUGACAUCAUUAAGCACUGUGUAUAAAAACUGUUUAUAAGGACAUAUUUUUCAGGAUAGAUGCGGCUCCUGUGUAUUAUAUGUCUUGAGGAACCAAACUGUCAUUUGAACAAAAUUAUUUUUAAAUAGCCUUAUUUUGAAUCAGAAUUACUGCAUGAAACUUCUAUAAAUGGCAUCUGAAAGCAA
This is a messenger RNA of Xenopus laevis (African clawed frog), 2064 nucleotides long. It is a transcript of the gene zng1b.L, whose product is annotated as COBW domain containing 1, gene 2 L homeolog. Gene Ontology annotation, cellular component: cytoplasm. NCBI's taxonomy places the organism in Eukaryota, Metazoa, Chordata, Amphibia, Anura, Pipidae. The record is from RefSeq and is a predicted model, not a curated record. The coding region runs from base 126 to 1208 and encodes 360 amino acids. The transcript has 16 exons.